AUGGCAACAGCAACUGGCGAUAAUUCAAAAAUCAUGCUCCGAAUGUCAGACUUAACAUCGGAACCAAAACGAAUGCUUCCACCCAUCAAAGGUUACGAAAAAGAGCAACUCGUUUCUAUAGAUGAAGCAAUUCAACCCAUCAUUUCUAUUGUCCCUGAUAUCGAGGAAAUGGUUUGGACGGUCAAACAAAACUGUCAGCAGCCACGGGACAAAAUUUCGACAGACGAAUUAGCAUCGAUUAUGCUGUAUACAUUAGAGUGGUCUCCAGCUGAGAGUUCAUUUUAUUUCAUACUGAACAGAACUCUUCGUUCACAAAAUCGAAAUGAACUAUUACCUUGGUUUCGGUAUCUCCGUCUAUUCAUGGUUGCCCUGUCAAAAGUUUCCACAACAUCGCAUCGAAUGGUUUACCGUGGAAUCAAAUUAGAUAUCAGUGGUGAAUUUCCAGAUGGCAAAACAUUUAUUUGGUGGGCAUUUUCAUCGGCAUCAUCUUCAAUAAAAGUAUUAGAACAGUUUCUCGGGACCACUGGGCAUCGAACCAUAUUCAAUAUUGAAUGUGAUUCAGCCAAAGACAUAUCAAAGUAUUCAUUUUAUGAGAGUGAAAAUGAAAUUUUGAUGUUUCCAGCAAGACAAUUCCAAGUCAUUUCGACAUUUAACUCGGGAAAUCAAUUAAAAAUCGUACAUUUAAAAGAAAUUCAACCACCUUUUCCUCUUAUUCACAUUCCGCCAGCACCAUCAACUACUGCUGCUGACGAAAAGAUCAAAGAUGCAGGAGCACAUGCAUCGAGUGGUCAUAGUUCAAGCAAAUAUUCAGAUUCCCCUCAAUUCGGUCAUCCGUCAGCCAGUACCGCUGCCUCUGCACCAAAGCAUAAAGUGGUACCACCUCAGCCAGCCCAAUUGCUUGAGAGUUGCUCAAUCAUAGACUUUUUUGUUUAUCUGGUUCCUAGACAAAAGAGUUCCAUAACAUUAUUCAAUGAGAAUUGGAUAGUGAAUCGUGAUCACGCCUAUUUUCAUUCGAAUAUUUACUCAAUCAAAGUACCUGACAUAAAUUCAAGAGUUUGCAAAACCUAG
This is a messenger RNA of Adineta ricciae, 1068 nucleotides long. Lineage: Eukaryota; Metazoa; Rotifera; Eurotatoria; Adinetida; Adinetidae. The record is from the annotation of a GenBank genome assembly.